Molecule: messenger RNA, 477 nt
Organism: Helobdella robusta
Lineage: Eukaryota; Metazoa; Annelida; Clitellata; Rhynchobdellida; Glossiphoniidae
Exons: 5
Coding region: 1-477 (158 amino acids)
Source: RefSeq, a predicted model, not a curated record
AUGCUUUACGGUUACAUCGCUCUUGUCAUCAGCCUGUUGGGAGUGAUUCACUCUUCUGAUGUUCAACACCGGCCUGCUCAAUGUCCGAAGAACUUCAACGAGGAAAUCCGCAUUGGUUUGGAUGGUGGCUAUAAGAUUGUACAGCUGGACUUCACAAGAGUCAAGUCUUACAAGUGCUUCUAUGUUUCUUUAACAAAGCCUAACAGAGCAUUUUUCAAAACUGAUUUAAGUAGAAACGCCGCUGUACGACCGACAUGGAAAGGGUUCUUUGAAGAUAAGGAUAAACUUUACGUUGUGCUGCCUGUGAUUAACGAAAGCAAGACCUGCCCAGAGGGUUCAACUUUCGUCGACUUCACUCCAAUCGACAAAAAAGACUAUGCCGUUUGCUCGUUUUUGGAUGCCGAAACAGGCGUGAUUGUUGAUAAAGAUGACGUCCAGUUGACUCAUCUAGGACGAAGAGUCGCAGAAUUUUCUUAA